AUGAUGAGGGACGUGUCGGCGUGCAACACCUACAACUACGCGGACGCCUUCUAUUGGGACUCCCGCUACGAGCAAGAAGCGAAUUUCGAUUGGUACCAGCGUUAUUCGGCUCUCCGCCCAUUUAUUCGGAAGCAUAUUUCUCCGACUUCGCGCGUCCUCAUGGUUGGCUGUGGAAAUGCCGCUAUCUCGGAUGACAUGGUUAAAGACGGGUUUGAAGAUAUAAUGAACAUUGACAUAUCCUCUGUGGCGAUUGAGAUGAUGGGAAAGAAACAUGAGCACGUACCUCAAUUGAAGUAUAUGCAAAUGGAUGUUAAGGACAUGAGUUUUUUCUCAGAUGAUUCAUUUGAUAGCAUCAUUGAUAAAGGUAAGUUGUGUGGUACCGAUGCUCCAAUCAGUGCUUCUCAAAUGUUGGGGGAAGUAAGCAGGCUUCUUAAACCUGGAGGAGUUUAUAUGUUGAUAACAUAUGGUGAUCCUAUUGUGAGGAUGCCCCAUAUAAAUCGAAAUGUUUACAACUGGAAAAUUGAACUGUACAUCAUGCCUAUACCUGGAUUUCAAAGGCCAGCUGGGUCCACUUCUUUGAAGUCACUCAUGGAGCCCGUUCCAAUCACAGAUAAAGGCUUACUUCCUGCAGAUUAUGUUAUUGAAGACCCCGAUUCUCAUUUCAUUUAUGUCUGUAAAAAGAUAAACGAGCCAACUGAUUUUGACGAUACAACUUAA
Molecule: messenger RNA, 717 nt
Organism: Striga hermonthica
Lineage: Eukaryota; Viridiplantae; Streptophyta; Magnoliopsida; Lamiales; Orobanchaceae
Source: the annotation of a GenBank genome assembly